Molecule: messenger RNA, 1404 nt
Organism: Ilyonectria robusta
Lineage: Eukaryota; Fungi; Ascomycota; Sordariomycetes; Hypocreales; Nectriaceae
Product: aldehyde dehydrogenase domain-containing protein
Exons: 3
Coding region: 1-1404 (467 amino acids)
Molecular function (GO): aldehyde dehydrogenase (NAD+) activity
Source: RefSeq, a predicted model, not a curated record
AUGGAGUUUUUCAAUAUUAUCAACGCAGGGAAGAGGGGGGGCGACAAUGUGAUGACUUCGAUUGAUCCAAGAACCAAAGAGAAGCUUUGGAGCGCCCCUGUUGCGGUAGAGGCAGAUCUGAACGACGCGGUCCUGGCAGCGAGAAACGUCUUCAAGACGUGGAAAUUUGUCCCGGUAGAGGAAAGGCAAAAAUGCUUAUCCCGCCUCGCCGAGGAGUUGGAUGCGCGUAGGGCCGAGAUUCAUGCGAUCCUCUCCAAAGAAACGGGGAAAUCGGACCUCCUCACAAACAUCGAGAUUGACGACACAUUGAAAUUUAUCAGAUUUAAUGCAUCGCACUCAAUCCCAGACGAGGUUCAAUAUGAAGACGAAACGGUCAAAAUCAUCUCUACACACCCACCAAUAGGCGUCGUGGGUGCCAUUUGCCCCUGGAACUUCCCGCUUGUCCUUGCCGCCGGAAAGAUUGCAGCCGCUCUGGUCAUGGGGAACUGCAUCAUCGUCAAGCCUUCGCCCUUCACACCAUACGCGACACUCAAGUUUGCGGAGCUCGCCAUUCCGAUAUUCCCCCCGGGCGUCUUCCAAGUGCUCAACGGCGACAACGACGUUGGGAGGCUCAUGACGCUCCAUCAUGGAAUCGACAAGAUCACGUUCACUGGGUCAACAGCAACCGGCAAGAAAGUGGCUGAAAGCGCGACGAAGACGUUGAAACAAGUUACGCUCGAGUUGGGUGGCAAUGACGCGAGCAUAAUCUGCCCCGACGUGGAUGUCAAGACCGUUGCGCAAAAAGUGGCCGCUGGUUGUCUUUUUCACUCCGGCCAAAUGUGUGUCGCCACCAAGAGGGUGUAUGUCCACAAGGACAUUUUCGAAGAGUUCCGCGAGCACCUAGUCAAGGCUGUGAACACUACCGAAAUCGACAUCUCCGGCAAUCAACCAACAUUAUUUAGCCCCAUCCAGAACCAGAUGCAGUACGACGUUGUGAAGGACCUGAUUGCAGAUAGCAAGUCUAACGGUCACACCUUCAUUUCUGGUGGGGAUUCAGAUGCACAGCCUGGUCUCUUCAUACGCCCAUGUGUUGUGGACCGCCCACCAGACGAUUCAAAGAUCAUUAAGAUGGAGCAAUUCGGACCCAUUAUUCCUCUGAUGGAGUGGAGCUCUGAGGACGAGGUAAUCACGCGGGUGAAUGACACUGAGAGCGGGUUGGGAUCCUGUGUGUGGGCGCGAGACACAGCCACCGCCGAACGAAUUGCACGCAAGCUCGAGGUCGGCUCGGUGUGGAUCAACAGCUUUGAAAUCCCGCACCCAUAUGGUUACUUUUCAGGGUGGAAGCAAAGUGGUGUCGGUGGUGAAUGGGGCAAACAGGGCUUGUUGUCGUAUUCCCAUACGCAGACUCUCCAGAUCUACAAGUAG